Xyrauchen texanus (razorback sucker) is the source of this 2271-nucleotide messenger RNA. RefSeq names its product protein Tob1-like. Gene Ontology annotation, cellular component: nucleus; cytoplasm. The record is from RefSeq and is a predicted model, not a curated record. Gene Ontology annotation, biological process: regulation of gene expression. Bases 457 to 1431 code for a protein of 324 amino acids. Gene Ontology annotation, molecular function: transcription corepressor activity. The transcript has 2 exons. NCBI's taxonomy places the organism in Eukaryota, Metazoa, Chordata, Actinopteri, Cypriniformes, Catostomidae.
GUUGGGGACGAAAUUGUAAAACACCCAGAUCGACGGGGUGAAAAGGAGCUUAUUGGGAAAGUGAACCUGAAGAAAAAAAAAAGAAGAAUAAGAAGAAAAACCUCUCAGAGGAAGAUAAGAAAAUUAAACAUUUCAAAAGUCUACCAACUGGAAUACGUUUUGUGUUAAAUAACUCGAUGCGAAGGAAGUAUUUAUAUAUGCAAUUGUGUGUUUAUUUGCACUAGUUAAGGCUGCUACAACUACUGAAUAUCUUUAUUUAAUAAGACGCAAGAACUAGAUCAGUCGUUUGUGGAUUGAGACGUUCCCUCUGCAACCAGCACUUUGCUUUCAACCAUUUCCCCCAGGUUUCUGUUUAUUUGCCUGGCUCCAGGCGAGCUUUGCCCCCCUGGUGGCUUAGAAGACAACACGAGAAUUCAAAACAGUCAACGGUAAUAACUUCAGGGUGGCACAGCAGCUAUGCAGCUUGAAAUCCAAGUAGCACUCAACUUCAUCAUUUCAUACCUGUACAAUAAGCUGCCCCGGCGACGCGUCAACAUUUUCGGCGAGGAGUUGGAACGACAGCUGAAACAGAAAUAUGAGGGUCAUUGGUACCCGGACAAGCCAUACAAAGGGUCUGGAUUCAGGUGUAUACAUGUCGGAGAGAAAGUGGACCCAGUUGUGGAGAAAGCAGCCAAAGAAAGCGGGUUGGACAUUGAGGAUGUCCGCAACAACCUGCCUCAGGACCUCAGUGUCUGGAUCGAUCCUUUCGAGGUGUCUUAUCAGAUCGGAGAGAAGGGACCCGUCAAGGUGCUCUAUGUGGAUGACAGUAAUGAGAACGGGCUGGAGUUGGACAAGGAGAUCAAAAACAGCUUUAACCCCGAAGCCCAGGUCUUCAUGCCAGUUAGCGAACCCGUGGGCAUGUCUCCCACCUCCAGUUCCCCGUCCCCGCCUUUUGGCCAAUCGGCAGCGGUUAGCCCCACCUUCAUGCGCCGUUCCACACAACAUUUAACUUUCACCACUGCCUCCUUCGCUGCCACCAAGUUCGGCUCUACUAAAAUGAAAACCAAUGGGCGGAACGCAAACAAGGUGGCCCAAACCUCCCCCAUCAAUCUGGGCCUAAAUGUAAACAACCUUCUGAAGCAGAAAGCCAUGUCUACAUCAAUGCAUUCGCUCUACGGCGUCGGCUUAGGCGGGCAACAGCAGAAGCCCUCCGCCCUGUCUCCAAACGCCAAGGAGUUUGUGUUCCCCAACCUCCAGGGUCCGGGCAGCCCAAGUGCAUUGUUCCCUGGGGAGACCUCACUGAGUCUCAGCCCUCUCCCGUACAACAAUGCCUUUGAUGUGUUCGCGGCCUACGGGGGCCUUAACGAGAAGUCCCUUAUGGACAGUCUGAAUUUCAGCUUGAGCAGCAUGCAGUAUUCGAACCAGCAAUUCCAGCCAGUGAUGGCCAACUAGACAACAAGAGUACUACUAAUGACCAGAGAUAUGUGAUGGGAUGGUGGGGAACACAUAUUUGGAAAGUGCGAAAAAGAAAAUGGAAAAGCAACACUUCAAAUGUAAAGUCCCAGUGAAUGAGUCAAAAGAUUACGAGCCCGAGGGUGAACUACUGUGUUCCCUUGAGUACUUUUGUCAUUAUUUUUUAUUAUUAAGCUUGUUUUACAAUCAAGCUUAGUUAUCUAAAGUCAUAUAUUUUUUUUUCUUUUGCUAACCAAGCACAAAAUUAUUUUUACUGACUGUUUUAAGAUAUCUUUAUGAAGAAGACAACAACAAAUCAAGGCCUCUAAUAGUAUUCAGCAUAUAGCGACAUAGCCAAUUUUCCAUUGGCCUGAAUACUGAAUGAGGAUCUUUUUUCUAAAUGUACAAUUAAUUUAGUAGAGAGUUUGUAAAAUAUCAGAGUAUAUAUAUUGUUUCUAUGACAUUUUGCAUUUAUAUCUUUUUACUACUCCAGUGAUCUGUGAUGGCUGCAGCAGCUUUUGUUAUAUUUUUUUUAAUUGAAAUUGUAAAAUGAAUCCAUCUACUAUAAAAACAUCUACUAUUCUAAAGAUUGUGUACAGAAUAUUACAUUGUGUUGGGAUUAUAUAAAAAAUAUAAAUGAUAAAAAAAACAAGAGUUGUAUUUUCUGUUAAGAGUUCAAAGAUUUUUGCUAUACUAUGGACAUAAUGUAAUCGUAUAUUAAUUUUGUACCAAUAUUGUGCAAUACUUGACAAAAACAAAUAGUAUAACAAAGUAUUUGGAGUCAGUGUCUUACAUGUAAAGAGGGACUGAUAGUUUAUUAAGUUUGUAUUAAAAUGCUUG